This is a messenger RNA of Hibiscus syriacus, 2648 nucleotides long. RefSeq names its product eEF1A lysine and N-terminal methyltransferase. The coding region runs from base 1 to 2322 and encodes 773 amino acids. The record is from RefSeq and is a predicted model, not a curated record. Gene Ontology annotation, molecular function: S-adenosylmethionine-dependent methyltransferase activity. Lineage: Eukaryota; Viridiplantae; Streptophyta; Magnoliopsida; Malvales; Malvaceae. The transcript is spliced from 16 exons.
AUGGGGAAGAAGAAAAACCAGCAACCAUCAGCCUCAACCGACGAUCUUCUCAACACACUGGGAGACUUCACGAGCAAAGAAAACUGGGAUAGCUUCUUUACCAUCCGAGGCAGCGAUGACUCGUUCGAGUGGUACGCCGAGUGGCCUCAGCUUCGCGACUCACUCCUCCCCCUUCUUCAACAACAGCCGUCACCCUCUUCCUCUUCCUCCUUGCAAAUAUUGGUGCCUGGUUGCGGAAACUCUAAACUAUCGGAGCAUUUAUACGACGCCGGAUUUGGCGAUAUAACCAAUAUUGAUUUCUCGAAAGUUGUCAUUUCCGGCAUGCUUCGACGUAAUGUUAGGGACCGGCCCAACAUGCGUUGGCGAGUUAUGGACAUGACCCAAAUGCAGUUCCCAGAUGAUACUUUCGGUGUUGUUCUUGAAAAAGGUGGAUUGGAUGCUUUGAUGGAGCCAGAACUAGGCCCUCAGCUAGGGAGUAAAUAUUUAUCGGAGGUGAAAAGAGUUCUGAAAUCCGGGGGGAAAUUCAUUUGUCUUACCUUGGCAGAAUCUCACGUUCUAGGUUUGCUUUUUCCGAAGUUCAGGUUUGGCUGGAAUGUCUGUCUCUAUGCUAUACCUCAGAAACCAUCUAGUAAGCCUGAACUUCGAACAUUUAUGGUGGUUGCUGAGAAACAAUGCUCCAAUGAACUGCACCAAAUCAUGUCAUGUUACAAUCAUUCUUCCCUUGCUUGCAAUCCGCAUCAGGCUUCUGGUCUUCUUGAAGCCCUUGAAAGUGAGAAUAAAAUUCGCGGAGAAUACUUGAGUGGCUCUGACGUACUAUAUUCUCUUGAAGAUCUUCAACUUGGAGCUAAGGGGGAUCUGACAAAACUUAGCCCUGGUUGUCGAGUUCAGCUUACUCUGGGUGAACAAGGGGUUUCUCGCUUUUCUUACAAAGCUGUAUUGCUUGAUGCUAAACAACAGUCUGAGGCAUUUUCUUUUCACUGUGGUGUCUUUAUUGUUCCCAAGACUCGGGCUCAUGAGUGGCUCUUCUCCUCAGAGGAAGGACAAUGGCAGGUUGUUGAAAGCUCAAAAACUGCUCGUCUAAUAAUGAUCUUAUUAGAGACCAGCCAUGCUAAUGCUGAUAUGGAAGAUAUCCAGAAGGAUUUGUCUCCUCUAGUGAAACCGCUGGCACCUGCAGAUAAUGAUAAGGGAAAUCAAAUUCCGUUUAUGACAGCAAGUGAUGGAAUCAAGCAGCAAAGCAUCGUUUACCAGGGAUCUUCUUCUUUAACCGGUCCCAUUGUUAUCGAAGAUGUUGUUUAUGAAAAUGAUGAUGGCGAUGUCAGUCGCUCUUUGCCUUUCCGUCGUCUUAUCUUCCAGAGAACAGAAGGCCUGGUACAGUCUGAAGCUUUGCUAACUAGGGAUGGAUUGUUUGACAAAAGUAUUUAUGAAACAGAGAUGAAGAAAGCCAGCUCAUCUUCAAAAUCCAAGCGAAGAGGAACUCAGAGAAGAAACAAUGAAUCAAGCAGCAAGAUGAAGGUGUAUCAUGGUUAUUUGGCUAGUUCUUAUCAUACGGCGAUCAUUUCUGGAUUUUCUCUGAUUUCAUCCUAUUUGGAAAGUGUGGCUUCCUCGGGAAAUAGAGUUAACGCAGUUGUAAUAGGUCUUGGUGCGGGUUUACUUCCUAUGUUUCUUCAUGGAUGUAUGCAGUUUAUGCAAAUUGAGGCAGUGGAGCUCGAUCCUAUUAUGCUUAACCUUGCAAGGGACUAUUUUAGUUUUACCGAAGAUAAACGAUUGAAGGUACAUAUUGCAGAUGGCAUCCAGUUUGUCCGGGACAAAGGAAACAUAUCCGCGGUUGGUGAUACUCUUCACGAAAACAAGGAUGAUUCGAACAAUGAAGUGCUUCAUUCUUCCAAUGGAAGUUGCAAACUUCGAGAUCCAGAAAGCCAAAGAAGUACCAAUAUUGACAUAAUUAUUGUUGAUGUGGACUCUUCAGACUCGAGCUCCGGUCUGAGAUGUCCGGCCGCCGAUUUUGUGGAAGAAUCUUUCCUUACAAAUAUAAAAGAUGCCCUUUCCGAGCAAGGUCUCUUUGUUGUUAAUUUGGUCUCAAGGUCUCCUGCCAUUAAGGAUGCCGUUGUUUCAAGGAUGAAAGAGGUUUUUAGCCACCUAUUUUGCCUUCAACUGGAGGGAGAGGUCAACCUUGUAAUCUUCAGUCUUUGUUCGGAGUCCUGCAUUGAGGAGGAUCGCAUACCUGAAGCUGCCGUUCGACUUGAUAAAUUGCUCGAGUCCAAACAUCCCGAGAUAAGCCAGAGCAUCACCGAUGCAGCAAAAAAGCUCAGACGUUUAAAGUGAAUACAGCAUGAAAACAACGGAGUUUCCCUUUAAUAUAUAUUCAUUCUGAAGUGACCUCAGAACAACCUUUCGCAGAUUCGAAGCAUUCGGCAUUGAGAAUUGCACUGCAGGACGAGAAACGUCUGAGUCGAUCUUUUUAAUGUUUUUCUUUAGACGGUAUGUAUACUGCAUCUACGGUUUUGUCGUUCGAUAUCUUAAAUACUUCCGUCAUGCAUUGUUUUGCGUGGAUUUUAAAUAAUCUAAGGUCGGAUGCCCGAAUUCGGAACAUACACUCUUCGAUGUGUAACGGUAUUAAACUGUAAAUCCACACCAUUGGAGUAUGAAUU